AUAGUUCAUAAUCUGAUACUCAUACCUCUUCUCCGUACACACACACACCCUCCUCUUUUCUUCCAUCUCUCACAAACAAAUCAAACUUCUCUUACCUCAUGGCGGCCAAGCUUCCAUUAGUUCUCUUCCUCUCUUCUCUCUUCAUCCAUGCAGCUCUAGCUGCUUUUGUGUGUGAGGAUUUGCCGAAUGACGUUUGCGCGUUUUCGGUGUCUUCUGCUGGGAAAAGAUGUUUGAUAGAAACCAUGGCAAAGAACAAUGGAAACGUAGAAUACCAGUGCAGGACAUCAGAGGUUAUGGUUGAGGGGUUGGCCGAGUAUAUGGAGACAGAUGAGUGUGUGAAUGCUUGCGGUGUGGAUAGAAAGUCCGUCGGAAUUUCCUCCGACUCCCUUCUUGAGCCUCAAUUUAUGAGCAAGCUUUGCUCACCCAACUGUUACCAGAAAUGCCCCAACAUUGUUGAACUUUACUUCAACUUGGCUGCCGGAGAGGGAGUGUUCUUGCCUGAUCUGUGUGAGAGACAAAGAUCUAACCCUCACCGUGCCAUGAUUGAACUUAUGAGCUCCGGCGAGGCUGCCCCUGGUCCGGUUACAUCAGAAGACAUGCAUGCCGCCCAAAGCCCCUUUCCAAACGACAUUGCUCCUUCUCCUUUCUAAGGAUACUGUGGUUUCUUAAUCACAACGUUUCAUUUUCAAUAUAUAUAUGAGUGUAAACGGAACGAGGAAUAAUUUUUAGCAAGUUCAUUUCCUUUUUUCUGGAUGGGGAAAUUAGUUUGAUGAGAUCUACGUUUGCUUGAAAAUUUAUUGUAAUACUCAUUCAACAUUAUAUCGAUCGGCAGUUUGUACAUGAUAUACAAUACUAAAAAGAUCAGGACAACAUAU
Fragaria vesca subsp. vesca is the source of this 875-nucleotide messenger RNA. RefSeq lists its product as uncharacterized. The coding region runs from base 99 to 650 and encodes 183 amino acids. The record is from RefSeq and is a predicted model, not a curated record. Lineage: Eukaryota; Viridiplantae; Streptophyta; Magnoliopsida; Rosales; Rosaceae. The transcript has 3 exons.